AUGUCCGUUGAAAGUCUUCUUUCCGAGGUUACUAACAUUCUUGGCUCUCGUCUUGCCGUUAAGGCUGCCGAUCAAGCCUUCUUUGGAGGAAAGCAAGUCUACACUGGAGUUAGCUCUGCUGUUGGCGCUGGAUCUUCCGCUGCCGUCGGUAAAAAUUAUUAUUUUGACAUCCUCCGUGAGGAAAGAGAGACAUUUUUAGAAAAUGCUUCUGGUAGUUCUGAUCCGCUUCAGUCUGCUAUUGAAAAUGCGCAGAAGACCGUAAAGAAAGCGCUUGCUGGACAAGCUGUAGGAUCCAAUGACGGACUCGUUUCCGAAAUUGCCUCUUUGAAGAAAGAGAACCAGGACAUCAAGAGCGAACUCGCCCAGCUCAAGAAACUCUUCGAGGAGCUUUCCGUCAAAGUUUCCAAGCAUUUCUUCGAUUCAGCAAAGUCUAUAUUAGUUUUGGGUGACGGAAAUCUUUCGUUUUCUCUCGCGCUAUCAAGAUUAUUACCUUCCGGCCAUAUAACUGCAACCGUUCUAGAAGAUGAAGAACUGUUUUUGAACCGUUAUGCAGUGUUCGAUACUGUUAAUCUUUUGCGACAAUCCUCUAACGUAGAUUUAAUAUUUGGAGUAGAUGCCACUAAACUUCCUUCGAAUUGGAUUGGAAAGUUCGAUAUGAUUAUCAUGAACUUUCCUCAUCCGGGAGGUAAAACUAAUCUUCUUAGAAGUAAGAAGUUAGCUUCCGGAAUAUUCCGCAGUGUCCGAUCAGUACUGACGCCUGGAUGUUCUUUCCAUCUUUCGUUAGCUAUUGGACAGUCAGGAAUAUCACCUGGAGAUCCGUUACUCUCGGAUGAUCCCCCGAUUCAUAAGAAGGAUAGUUGGCAAAUUAUAUAUCUUGCUGCUGAGCAAGGAUUGGCACUCCAAUCUUUAAACCCUAUGACUCCUGAGCUUUAUCCUGGUUAUCAAGCUUCUGGAUAUAGGACGACAGGCAAAGGUUUCAAUAACAACUGGGGUGCACAGCGAUUCUGCUUCCAAGUUUCUCAUAUUAAGCCUAGCUUUGACCAAUUAGUUUCUCCUCCACGAUCUUGCAAAAAAUUUAAUCUUUAUCUCCCAUAUUAUUACCAUGACGUUUCUUUUUUGUUUGACUGCGAAGAUUCUUUGAUCGAUGGCUUAGAAGACAUGAUUUUUAAAAUGCUUUACGAGCUUUCGGGUAAUAUGAUCAUCAGAAUCAGUGAGUUGAAUCAUCUCCGUUCAAUGUGCCCAGAUCCCUACCUUCCCAAUAGAAUAUAUAGACUUAUUUGGCAACCUUUGAUUCCUAUAGGAAAACUUUUGUGUAAUGAUAUUCAAGAUGAACUUCGUUUGCGAAUUGUUGAUUUUGUCAAGAGGAAUAGAUUGCCUCUUGGAGCUUCUGUAGCUGCUGCCCCUGCCGCCGCUGCUGCUCCUGCUGCUGCUGCUGCUAAGGAUGACGACUUCGAUCUUUUCGGAUCCGAAGAUGAAGAAGAUGAUGAUGAGAAAAAGAAGGUCGUUGAGGAGCGCCUGAAGGCCUACAAUGAGAAGAAGUCCAAGAAGCCCGGUGUUAUCGCCAAGUCUUCCAUUAUCCUUGAUGUCAAGCCAUGGGAUGAUGAGACCGAUCUCGGAGAGAUGGAGAAACUCGUCCGUGGAAUUGAAAUGGACGGUCUCGUCUGGGGAGGUGGAAAGCUCAUCGCUAUUGGAUACGGAAUUAAGAAGCUUCAGAUCAUCUGCGUUAUCGAAGAUCUUAAAGUUUCUGUUGACGAUCUUAUCGAGAAGAUUACCGGUGAUUUCGAAGACCACGUACAAUCUGUGGAUAUCGUUGCCUUCAACAAGAUCUAA
Molecule: messenger RNA, 1830 nt
Organism: Auanema sp. JU1783
Lineage: Eukaryota; Metazoa; Nematoda; Chromadorea; Rhabditida; Rhabditidae
Source: the annotation of a GenBank genome assembly